Molecule: messenger RNA, 2007 nt
Organism: Thamnophis sirtalis
Lineage: Eukaryota; Metazoa; Chordata; Lepidosauria; Squamata; Natricidae
Source: RefSeq, a predicted model, not a curated record
AUGGAGCUCAAGAUGGAAUCUGCUACUAGUACAAACCCUCAUUCAUUAAAAGCAUUCAUGGGACGCAGAAAAUGCCUGCUAUACAUGCUCACAGUCACUCUUUGUUACUUCAGUGUUUUUGAAUGCCUGCUCCAUACGCUUGCUGCCAUCGAAGUUCCACACCAGGUGCCGCAGGAGCGUCCAGCAAGAUUAGCUGAGCAACAGGCCUUAGCCUUGCAGGAAAAGAAUCGUUCAUACACCCUGUUGGAGGACAGUGAUGAUGAAGAAACCGGUAAAGCAACAGCAGGCCGAAGCUCAAAGCGUCAUCACCCCUCACAAGGUCCUGAGAGCAAGCAAAGGAAACGGCACAAACACCUGAGGCAGCGCAAGGAAGAAGAGGAAGACAAAGACUCUGAUGAGAAGCCUAGUGGAGAGGACACGGGACGGAUUCCAGAGGAGGAUUCAGAGGAUGAAUGGGACCGGAGUGAACGAGAGCGGCUGCAGGACUUGGAAGAACGUGAUGCUUUUGCGGAACGUGUGAAACGCAAGGACAAAGAGAAGACUCGCAAUAUCCUCGAACGAUCAGACAAGAAGUCCUGCUUUGCAAGGCCUUCAUUCCCAAUAUGGAAACAUGUGACUGACUCCUUUUCAAUCACUUUCAAAUCUCUGCUAUGCCAGCUCCAGAGUUCUCAUGUUUUGGCCUUUGGUGGUAUUUUCUUCCUCUUCUCAUACCUGAGAAAUAUACCUAAUACUUAUCUUAAGAUUUCAUUCAGUGAGAAUCAGCUGGAGAGGACAUUCCAAUACCCAUCAGAGAGUUCCCUACUGGAGGAGUUUGGGCCCCCAGAAGAGUCAGAGUCUUUGGUUAGCACAAACCCUCUUGGAGAUGAGGAAGAGGAAGAAGAGGAGUUGCUGCUGCUUCAUCGUGGCCUCCCUGGCCUGCUCAGGAGCAAACCACUUAUUGCACCAGAGGCUGAUUAUUUGGAAGCCUGUGUGGUAUCGGUGCUUCAGAUUCAUGUUACUCAGCCCCGAGGGGACAUCCUUGUGUUUCUUACAGGCCAGGAAGAAAUUGAAGCCUGCUGUGAGAUGUUACAAGAUCGUUGCCGGCGCUUGGGCUCUAAAAUUGCAGAACUUUUGGUCCUUCCAAUUUAUGCUAAUCUGCCCUCCGACAUGCAGGCCAAGAUCUUUGAACCAACCCCACCAGGGGCCCGGAAGGUUGUUGUGGCCACAAACAUAGCAGAGACAUCACUGACCAUCGAUGGCAUAAUUUACGUGAUUGACCCUGGGUUUUGCAAACAGAAGAGUUACAAUGCUCGCACGGGCAUGGAGUCCCUCAUUGUUACCCCCUGUUCUCGGGUAUCUGGUAUCAGUACUUUUACUUCCCCAUUCCCUUUCCCAUCUAAUCUAUCUCAUUUGCUGAACUUGAAUGUCUUCAAAGUUAUCUGGGUAGAAAGCGGUUACUCCAUGCAAUGGUGCUAUGAGAAUUUCAUCCAGUUUCGUUCUAUGAGGCGGGCUCGAGAUGUGCGAGAACAGCUGGAAGGGUUGAUGGAACGCAUUGAGGUGGAUAUUACUUCCACUGAAGGGGAUUACAUUCCUAUCCGCAAGGCUGUAACAGCCGGUUUCUUUUAUCACACUGCCCGGCUAACCCGCAGUGGUUACAAAACGGUCAAGCAUCAGCAGACAGUGUAUAUCCAUCCCAACAGCUCCUUGUUUGAAGAGCAGCCCCGCUGGAUCAUUUAUCAUGAACUGGUUUUCACCACUAAGGAAUUCAUGAGACAGGUGAUUGAAAUUGACAGUUCCUGGCUGCUGGAAGUGGCCCCUCACUACUACAAGGCCAAAGAACUGGAAGAUGCCUCAACCAAGAAACUCCCCAAGAAAUUGGGCAAGACACGAGAAGAGCUGGGAUAAAAGAAAAACUUGUCUUCAGUCCUGACCAUUCUGGUGCUGAAUAGCACCUUUGGACACUUUUUUGUAGAGCUGUAUAGUUUUGCUGUUACUCAGAGGCAUAAAAUAAACCCUUUUUUAAAAUAA